AUGGAAAACUUGGACACUGAAGCAAAUGAAUUAAACUUGGAUGACGAUAUUUCGACAUAUACUCCUCAAGUAUCAGAUGAGUUGAGGCCAAAAAAAGGGCAAGAAUUUAACACAAUAGAUGAUGUUGUAACAUUCUACAAUGCUUAUGCUAAAGCAGCUGGGUUUAGUGUAAGGGCUUGGACUACUCAAAAAGAGCCGGGAAGUGGUGAAAUAAGAAGGAAGGAGUAUGUUUGUUUUAAACAAGGAAAAUCUUCAAGAAUCGCGGAUGUUGGAAAUAAAAGACGUCGAGGAAGCGUAGCUGAAGAUUGUCAUGCCAAAAUUGCAGUUUUAAAAUUAAUCUCUGGAAAAUACAUUGUUACUAUUUUUAAAGAGGAGCAUAGUCAUCCGCUAUCAACACCAUCAAAGCAUCAACAAUUCAGUUUUCUUGGAGUACAAUCUGGAGGUAUAGAAAAUAUUGGGUGCACUCAAAGAGAUUUAUAUAAUCAUGAAAGGGAUAUACGGGCUGACUCGAAGGGGCAUGAUGGUCAAAUGUUUUAUGAGUAUUUAAAACUGGAACAAGGAAAGAAUCCCGGAUUUACUUUUCAAAUUGAGGCCGAUGAGGAACAAAAGAUUACUCGUUGUUUUUGGUCCGAUGCAAGUUCAAGGCGGGCUUACAAUUUCUUCGGUGAUGUUGUAAUCUUUGAUACUACAUAUAAUACUAAUCGCUAUGGCCUGAUAUUUGCACCAAUAAUGGGGGUUAACAAUCAUGGUCAAACAGUUGUUUUUGCUUGUGGAUUUUUGAAUCAUGAGAGCGUUGAUGAUUUUGUAUGGUUAUUUAAUAAAUUUUUGGAAAGUAUGCCUCGUGGUGCCCCGAAGAUGAUUAUUACUGAUCAAGACCCAACUAUGACAAAGGCAUUCCCUCAUGUUCUUCCAAAUACUUUUCACAGGAGCAAAUGCAAAGUCUGCGAAAUCGUUUACGACAAGCAGUUGGAUUUGGUUUCUUGUAGUUGUAAAAAGUUUGAAAGCGACGGAAUCGUAUGUACUCACAUUAUCUCUUAUUUGAUGAAAUUUGAUGUUGAAAUAUUGCCCGAUAAAUACAUCUUAUUGAGGUGGACUAAGUCUGCAAAAUCGGGGACAGUUCAUGAUGAUAAAGGCAUGCAGAUAACCCCUGAUAAUCCUUAUCUUUUAACGCGGAGUCAAUUUAUCCAAUCAUCUUUGGAUUUAGUUGACAAGUCCCUCGUAUAUGAAGAAACAAGGGAGAUGUUUACCGAUGGAUUGCGUAUCAUUAAUGAGCAAAUUGAUCAAUUUCUUAGUAGCCACAUGGCUGUAAUGAGCUUCACUGAGAAAAGUAAUCCAAUAUGUAGUAAGAUAAUUACUGAGGGGACUAGUGCUCAUGGUUCUUGUAGUUAUGAAAAUAGUUUCAAUGAACCUGAUCAAGUGCGAGCAAAAGGGUGCGGCAAAAGGUUGAAAGGAGGAAAAGAGAAAGCAAUGACUAGAGCCAAAAAUAAAAAAGAUAGACGUUGUCACGGGUGUGGUAAAGUAGGCCAAUCACAUGAUAAGCGAAAUUGUCCGGCACUCACAAAUCCGUUUUCUACAUGCGGUGAUACAAAUUUGCAAGAGGGUAAUGAGUCAUCAAGUGAAGAUGUGGAUCUUUUUGAAGAUUAA
Asparagus officinalis (garden asparagus) is the source of this 1644-nucleotide messenger RNA. Its product is annotated as protein FAR1-RELATED SEQUENCE 5-like. The transcript has 4 exons. NCBI's taxonomy places the organism in Eukaryota, Viridiplantae, Streptophyta, Magnoliopsida, Asparagales, Asparagaceae. Gene Ontology annotation, molecular function: zinc ion binding. The coding region runs from base 1 to 1644 and encodes 547 amino acids. Gene Ontology annotation, biological process: regulation of DNA-templated transcription. The record is from RefSeq and is a predicted model, not a curated record.